GAAGCCCGGCUGGGGGCGGCGCCCUACGAUGACGUCAGCGCGGCGCAGUGGCGGCUGUGACUAGCUGGCCGGGCCGGGCCAGGACAGCGGGCGGCGGGCGGCGGGCGGCGGGCGGCGCGGGCCUGGCCCCGGGAUGGCUAUGUUCCGCAGCCUGGUGGCAUCGGCUCAGCAGCGGCAGCCGCCGGCCGGGCCGGCGGGCGGCGAUAGCGGCCUGGAGGCGCAGUACACCUGCCCCAUCUGCCUGGAGGUCUAUCACCGGCCCGUGGCCAUCGGCAGCUGCGGCCACACGUUCUGCGGGGAGUGCCUCCAGCCCUGCCUGCAGGUGCCAUCCCCGCUGUGCCCACUCUGCCGCCUGCCCUUCGACCCCAAGAAGGUGGACAAGGCCACCCACGUGGAGAAGCAGCUCUCGUCCUACAAAGCGCCCUGUCGAGGCUGCAACAAAAAGGUGACCCUGGCAAAGAUGAGAGUGCACAUUUCGUCCUGCCUGAAGGUCCAGGAGCAGAUGGCCAACUGCCCCAAGUUCGUCCCCGUGGUGCCCACAUCCCAGCCUAUCCCCAGCAACAUCCCCAACAGGUCCACCUUCGCCUGCCCGUACUGUGGUGCCCGCAACCUGGACCAGCAGGAGCUGGUGAAGCACUGUGUGGAAAGCCACCGCAGCGACCCCAACCGCGUGGUGUGCCCCAUCUGCUCGGCAAUGCCCUGGGGGGACCCCAGCUACAAGAGCGCCAACUUCCUGCAGCACCUGCUUCACCGACACAAGUUCUCCUACGACACCUUUGUGGACUACAGUAUUGACGAGGAGGCCGCCUUCCAGGCCGCUCUGGCCCUGUCUCUCUCUGAGAACUGAAGGGAAGCGCAACCACCCGCCUGCGUCUGGGGUCAGGGAUGUCCCCGCUCCUUUGUCGCACCUGGCACCUGCUCGGGAGCGCACCUCACCGGACCAGGAGGAGCCUGCACCUGCGCAGGAGGGGAGCCGGGGCCGAGCCUCUGGGCCUGAAUAUGGGCCAGCCGCCGAGGCCGCCAGAGCAGGGCCGCCUGGUCCCACCGGCGUCGCUGGGUUCUUCGGUGCUUCUGGCCGAGCAGGCGGCCUACUUGGGCAGGGCUGGACGCUGGGACCUGGAGCCGCCGCCGUCUCUUCAAAGCCAUGAUACCCCCUCGUGGGAAGAAGGGACCGACGCGUGAGUCGCGCUCCGCAGUCGAGCCGGGAGGAACCCAGGCUGCCGCCCUGCCCAGCCCGACCCUGCCCCGGCCCCGCUUCCACCUUGCGCAUUUGGUACUGGCUUUUGUGAUACUUAGGAACCCUGGCAUCUUUUCUAUAUUAUCCAGUGUGAUAAUCUUUUCACGUUUUAUAGAGCAAAGACAGAGCAGUUACUCUUCA
Gorilla gorilla gorilla (western lowland gorilla) is the source of this 1378-nucleotide messenger RNA. It is a transcript of the gene RNF166, whose product is annotated as ring finger protein 166. The transcript has 6 exons. The coding region runs from base 134 to 847 and encodes 237 amino acids. Gene Ontology annotation, molecular function: ubiquitin protein ligase activity. Gene Ontology annotation, biological process: protein polyubiquitination; ubiquitin-dependent protein catabolic process. Lineage: Eukaryota; Metazoa; Chordata; Mammalia; Primates; Hominidae. The record is from RefSeq and is a predicted model, not a curated record.